This is a messenger RNA of Debaryomyces hansenii CBS767, 1938 nucleotides long. RefSeq lists its product as uncharacterized. Gene Ontology annotation, cellular component: nucleus; HDA1 complex. Lineage: Eukaryota; Fungi; Ascomycota; Pichiomycetes; Serinales; Debaryomycetaceae. The transcript has a single exon. The record is from RefSeq and is a predicted model, not a curated record. Bases 1 to 1938 code for a protein of 645 amino acids.
AUGAACUUGCUUAAGAUUCUAGAUGGUACUCCUGAACCACCGAUUAUAGACUUGCGUUUAGAAAAUGUUAAUCGAAGCGGUGAUUAUCAUCUACCGACUCCAAUGUACGAAUUUCAAAAAGAGUUAACAGACCAAAUAGUUUCGUUACAUUACCCAGAUAUUCUUAAAUAUUGUGAAACGAAUGACAAAAAUGACCUUAUUAUUAAAUCAUUGGAGAUUUGCAUUAAUAACUGCAUGCUUGUAAGCACACAUCCAUAUUUAUUAAUUAACCAUUACAUGCCUAAAAAUUUGGCACUGAAAGAUAUGCUGAGUAAGUUGGCGGAUACAAGUGGGAAAUUCAGCGUUUUAAGAGACCUAAUGAAUGUUAUUAUACUGAACACUACGAGAAAUACUAAAACUAUAGGUGUGGUUUUGAAUAAUAAUGCUAAAUUCUUCGAUUUGGUUGAAGCGUUAUUAUUGGGUUGUUCAGGAAAUAAAACAAUAAAACGAUACAUAGGUAAUUAUGUGGAAAAAGAAUCUUCAAAGACAAAUAAAAGUGGGGAUUCUAAUAAGCCGGUGACAAACAUUCAUUUGUUGCCAUUUGACGGUAAGGUGACGAGGGAUGAGGAACAGUUUGCUCAGACUAAGUUUGAUGCAUUGAUUGUAUUCGACAGCUAUGUUGAUACGAAUCACGAAUUUUUCCAGAAGCUUAGGACUCAAAAUAGGCGUAAGGAAGCAAUAGUAAUAAGGUUAGUUCCAGUGAGAACGGUGGAGCAUUGUCAAUUGUACUAUUCCGACAUGACCACGCAAAAUGAUUACUUGUACAAAAUAAUAUCGUCAAUUGUUUGUUUAAGAGAACAUAUCGGUAUUCUUCCACCUGAUGUAUUUCCUAUAUUCAACCAGCACUUGAAAUAUUUAUCUCAUACUUUUUUUGACUAUGCAUUCAAAGGUAGUCGAAGUAAUCUGUUUCCUGAAUGGCCUUUACCCGAAUUAUCAAAAAUUCCAAAGUUCAGCGCCACAGAUAUUGAAAGAUCCUUAUUAACUGAGGUACAUUACCAUUAUACACCCUACGAUUCCUCGGAAGGAAAUCUGCAGAAGCCGCAGAAAAAGAAGCCAUCUUAUUACGAAGCUAAACGACUAGAGCUGGAUUAUGUGACCAAUUCGUUAAGGAAUGACUUCAAUACUUUGAUUGGUAUUUUUGGAAACGAAAGUAACAUGACAGUUAAUUCCGAUAUCAAUAGAAAUAUCUUGACCCAUAAGCUAAUAACUCAAUUGAAGACAGCUUAUUUGAAUUGGAAUAUAGCGGAUGAAGAGCAUAAUACGUAUAUUGAUUAUAAUAGACCCGAUAUUCAAGCGAGGGUUGGAAGACGAGAGGAUGAAACUAAACAUGCAUUAUCCAAAAUAAUUAAUGAUAUCGACCAUACUGAAUCUCGUAUAUUGUUUGCAGAAAAGAAAACAUUAAGGAAUAUCCAAGAGCUAGAAUCUACCAAGGAGGAAAUGAAGGAUUUUGAAUCUAAGCUAAUUUCUUUUAUUGCAGACAAUAGUAUUACUAAUGAGAAGUUAAAGAAAUUCUAUGAUCAACAAGUCAAAAUUUGGGAACUUCAGGCCAAGAUAAAGGAGAAUUUGGCUAAAAUUAAUUCAAAACACGAAGAGAAAAACUACAUGGCGAAUGAAUGCGCCAAUGCAGCAAAUUCAAUAAUAGAGUCUAAAAAUCAGGUACAGAUGGCACAAGAACUAAAUAAUCAAUUAAAAAGAAGGAUUGCUAUUUCAAUUGAUUCGGGUUUCGAAGAGCGCACGAAGUUUAAGAAACAGAAAACAGAAUUAAUGGAAGAAAUUGAGGCUGAAAAAGUUAUUAAUAAAACAUAUCAAGCGAAACUAGGUAAGUCUUUAAAAUUCUUAAAAGAGACUUCGCAUCUAAAGAAAAGGAAAAGUAGAGGUAUCACUCCAAAUGGUAAAUAA